AUGGCGGCGGAGGCCGAGGGGAAGGUGGUGCACCCCCCGGUAGGCGGCGGCGGCGCUUGGAAGCAGAGCGGACUCGGCCUCAGCCCGCACGGUUCUAGGCGGACGCAGGAUGGAGGAGCGGCGGCCGGCGGCGCGCGGGGACGGCGGGGGACGCGCGCGCGGGGUUGCCGGAGGUCGCAGGGGCUUGCCGGAGGGCGGCGCGGCCAAAGGAAGGCAACGGUGGCGCGCGGAUACCGAGAUCACCCAGGCUCGGCCUGGGUGACUGCAGAUGGCCGCAGCUUGCACAGGGGCUCCGGCGGCGCGCGAGGACGGCGGGGGCCGACGCCGGAGAUGGGCCUCGGCCAAAUGAUGAUGGAGCCCGGGCCCAACAACCAAGGAUGUGGCAAGUCGGAGCUAGAGGGAAACCAAGAAGAAGCCGGG
Molecule: messenger RNA, 420 nt
Organism: Ananas comosus (pineapple)
Lineage: Eukaryota; Viridiplantae; Streptophyta; Magnoliopsida; Poales; Bromeliaceae
Exons: 1
Source: RefSeq, a predicted model, not a curated record